This is a messenger RNA of Bombina bombina (fire-bellied toad), 3254 nucleotides long. Its product is annotated as ras guanine nucleotide exchange factor F. The coding region runs from base 212 to 1249 and encodes 345 amino acids. Gene Ontology annotation, cellular component: Golgi apparatus. The record is from RefSeq and is a predicted model, not a curated record. The transcript has 7 exons. NCBI's taxonomy places the organism in Eukaryota, Metazoa, Chordata, Amphibia, Anura, Bombinatoridae. Gene Ontology annotation, molecular function: protein binding.
CGUCGCUGCGGUCAAUGUUACUUGACUCGCAAUAGUUUACCGUAAUAGCUAUACAGGCUGCGUCCCAAAUAGUAGUGAUCUCAGCGCUGCAAAGAGCAAUAGCUAGACUCGAGACAAAAUAUGUUAGAACAAUUGACUUCUGGAAGCAUGCAACGAAUGGGAACAGUUACCAUGCUCAAGUAAUGCCCCGGAGGCACUGGAAGGGCAUUCUAUGGUGGCGCAUCAGGAUGUCCUAUAUAUUUUCGGGGGAAUGAUUGACUCUGGAUCUAAUGAAGAUGACACUCCACUCUGGCUAUAUGACAUUGAUUCAUCAACAUGGUGUCACAAUAAAGCAGCAGAAGACAAGGAAGCCAGACCUACUAACCGUAAAGGACACAGUGCCGUUGUUUACCAGGCCGGCAUGUAUAUCUUCGGAGGAUACUUUGAUAUCAAAGGAGCAGUUGAAGAAUUCUGGAUGUUUUCUUUUGGUUCAGAGAAAUGGUCAGCAUUAAGUCCUCGCACUCGUGGAAUGGGUCCAGGACCGCGGCACGGCCAUGCUUCUGCUACAUUCAACUCUGCAAUGUAUCUGUUUGGGGGGCUGAAACAAAUGGCUGAGCAGAAUGAUUUCUGGAAGUUUGAUUUCAGAAGACAUCAUUGGUCAAGCAUCAAAACCAGUUCUGGACCACCAAAGGUAGUAGGACAUGCCUGUGUAAUUCAUCAGAACAGUCUGUGGUUAGUUGGUGGAGGGUUACCAUACCGCUGUCCUACUGGCAACCUGUGGCGCUUCCAUUUCCACUCUCGGUCAUGGAAGAAAGUACCCAAAGGAAAAGAGGACAGUGAAGUUGCAAAAAUGUAUCAUUCAGCAAUAGGAGUUCCUGGCCUACUCCCCAGAGCUCCUGACAUGACAUGCCUGGAGGUUGGUAUAUCUGCUACCAAACCUGCUUCAUUACAUAAAUGGGGUACAAACAAAGUAGCAAAUACUCCUAACACAGAGGACAUAGAAAUGAAAACAUUCAAGCAAUUUCCUUCAACACCUUUGUUUUGCUCCUGCUCCUUUAAUAACCUUGACCAGACAGAUGAACAGCAACUACUGUCCAGCUGCAGGAACGAUGAUGAACCUGUCACUUACGUGAAUGCAAUAGAGGAAGAGGAAGCAGUAUCUCAGCCAAACAGGACAAAACCAGAUCUUCUUAUUAUAGGAGGUAAACCUCUCUCACGGAACUGCAGGAUAUCAGUAUGGCAGCUAAAGCUAUGUCAAGUAGCGAUCUAAACAUGAAUACCAACAUUAACUGAAUACAAGGCUUGUUCUGCCAGCUGCCAUACACAGUUAUAACAGGUCAAACGUACUAGAUUUUGAUGUAAUACAAUAUGAUAGGUUAUCUCUGAGCUACAGCAGUUGGCCAUUUAGACAAUCAAGAAUAUAUUAAUUACUUGUGGCUAAAUUCCACUACUUUUUACAUUUUCAAUAAAGUGGGACCCACACCUUGUUAAAAUUUUUACCUCAUUCAUUCAUUAAUCUUUAUUGCCCUUUAAUCAAAUAACUGUUCUUUUUUUGUAAAGAAGAGCCAGGGGAUCAAUAAGAACUCUUUAAUUCUAAUGCAUAGGACAUGAUUGUUCAAAUGUCUCUGGCAUGGAGAGAAAUCACGUAAAACUUUGAGUAUUGAAAUGAAGGCGUCUCUCCUUCACAUCCAGAACCCCAGCGAGUUAAAUUAUUUUCAAAUUAAACUUUGCCUUACCGAUCUCCCAAAAUUUACAAGACUUCUUAGGUAAUCUUUCCAGACCAGAAAACUUUAGAGGAUCAGUUCCAUAGUGAGAACGUAUGGUGUAUAGAACAAGAAUACUUUAAGUGAGAGAGGGGAGAUAAUUUGUUAAAUGUAUAUGGACUUUGAAAUAGUUUUAAGGACCCUCUUCAAAAAUUUACAACUUUAUUAGUUUGUCCUUUUUAAUAUCAUCUAUAGCCGCCACAUCAUACAACUUCACUAUAUGACACAGUAAGUUAAUUUAUAGUUAUUGUAUGAAAUUCCCACAAACACAAUACCCUUUAUGUUAAUAAUAUAGUGUUUCCUUGAUGGCAUCUGUAGAGUGGAAGAAAAAUGGUAAUGUUUACGAAGCAAAUAUGAGCUCACAUUCUAGUUACAACAGAGAACUAUUUACAAAAUCCAAUGGUUACUUGUGAAACCAUUAGCUAACCAUGGAGAGGUCUGUUUUAUAUACCAGUUUCCCUGCUAUAUGCCAUUUUCAUACCAUUGGGCCUAUCUAACUCCGAAUGGAGCUUGUGGGCCAGUGUUUCUGGCGAGUCUUCAGACUAGAAACACCAGUUAUGAAGCAGCGGUCUAAAGACCGCUGCUCCAUAACCCUGUCCACCUGCUCUGAGCUGCUGGUGCAAUGCUGAAUACGGAGAGCGUAUGGCUCUCCGCAUUCAGCGAGGUCUUGCGGACCUGAUCCGCACUGUCGGAUCAGGUCCGCAAGACCUUUACUAAAUAGGCCUCCAUAUGUUAGACACCUACUUGGUAUACAUCACAUGCUGAAAAGUAACAUGGAAUGGGUCUUGCAAAUAUGGCAAGGAGUGGGUGGAGUUUGGCUAUUGAAUGUAAAUUUGUUUAACAAAUAUUUAACCGUGUCUGAUGUUAUGAUUACAAGGCAUUUCUGCUGUAUUGCUGCAGUAUAAGGUGUUCACUGUCCUGAGCUGUGUUGUAUAGGCUUAGCAGACAUCUAUCUAUACAUUAUAUUUUUUGUGUAUUUCUUUUUUAUAGGUGCCAGUUCCAGAAUUUCACCAAAUAUUGUAUUUUAUUACAUUUAUUAUGCAAAAGAAAAAAAUGCCAAUAUCACUUUUGACAUCUAAAAUUAAAGUGCUAAUAACCAUCCAGUAACCUCAGGUUUCAGUUUUAUACGGACAUGAUGCAUCUUAAUUACAGCAGUGGAUUAAAUACUUGGUGUUAUUUGAAAUCGUAAAUUCAAAGUCCCAUUGGCAGAGAAAACCUAACUGCUAGUAGUGGUCAAGGAUGAACUAAAGAAAUUGUGACAGGUUACUUUGUGAUGCUGUAUAUGUGUAUUAAGUGCUAACAUCAAUAAUACUGGAAUAUUUAGACUUAAUAUAUUGUAUAUACUGAUAUUAAGUCAUUUUAAAAACUACUUUUUUAUGUAUUAUGUCUAAGUAUUGUUUUACUUGAUUAUAAAACAAUUUUGCCCUUUAUAAAAGUAACAUUUUUCAGUUAAUCUUUAACAUGUUUUGCAUUAUUAUAUAUGCCAGUGCUAAAAUAAAACAUGGAAACUUG